Molecule: messenger RNA, 1332 nt
Organism: Didymodactylos carnosus
Lineage: Eukaryota; Metazoa; Rotifera; Eurotatoria; Philodinida; Philodinidae
Source: the annotation of a GenBank genome assembly
AUGUCAUCUUAUCAGAAAUGCGAAGAUUUUUCACCUGAUACCGAUUGUACAAAAUUUAUUCGUUGUUUUCAUAAUUUACGAGUAAAAUUCACAUGUGCCGAUGGAACAGCAUGGGAAAAAGAUUUGAAAACAUGUGUACAUAAAGAAUGGGUUGAAUCUUGUAAUACAAAAGCUAAAAUUGCAAAUGAAGUUGAUUAUACCGAAGAUAAUAGUGAUCUUUUAACUAUUGAAGCUGAUGAAGAUGCACUAUCAAAUUUUACAUUAAGUCGAUCAUUAUCAGAUGCAAGAGCGUCUGGACCCAUAGUAACACCAAAACAAUUUGGUUGUCCAACGUAUUGUUCGAACGGUGCUACAACUAAUAUGUGCUCUCCUAAUCCAUGUUUAAAUGGAGGUGUAUGCAUAAAUGUCAAUCCCGGAUUUCGAUGUCAAUGUCCAACUUCUUUUACCGGCAAUCGUUGUGAAGCACCAGUUGUUACACAACCACCAGCGUGCUCCAGAAAUCCGUGUCUGAAUGGUGGCGCAUGUCAAAACUCUGGUACGACGUUUAUUUGUCGAUGUCCAGCAGGUUAUACUGGUGUCACAUGUCAAGUACGUCCUGAUCCCUGUGCCUCACAACCUUGUAGGAAUGGUGGCCGAUGUUUGACAAAUGGAAAUGGCUUUUUAUGUCAAUGUCCAUCGGGUUAUUAUGGAGUCUGCUGUGAGUUUCGUAGUUUUUGUCAACCGAAUCCGUGUAACAAUGGCGGAGUUUGUACUCAAACAAGCACAGGUUAUGUGUGCGCUUGUCAAACACCGUUCACGGGCAGUAAUUGUCAAACGGGUAAACCCACAUGUGUAUCAACUUGUCCAUCUACUGUUGUUGUCUACAAUCCUUGUUUGCCAAAUCCAUGCCAGAAUCAAGGUGGAUGUGCUGUACAAUCAAAUGCUGUUCACUGUUGGUGUCCCGAUGCUUAUUAUGGUUUUUACUGUCAAUAUGCUCGUAGUAGAUUAUUAAAAAGUUCUGGACAGUGUGACAUCAAAUGCUUGAACGGAGGAAAAUGUUAUAUUGACGAAAAGAAAGGACCAGCUUGUAGCUGCUCUAAAGAAUUCUAUGGGGAAAAAUGUGAAUUCGUCGAGAGAUCGGCCAACUACAAAUAUUGUCCAUUAGAUUGUCAAAAUGGUGGUACAUGUGUUUACAUUGGAACAACACCAUCAUGUCGAUGUCCAACAGGAAGAAAAGGUCGUCUAUGUCAAACACGUACAUCAGCAAAAAUUACAGCACUCGAGUCAGAUAUGGAAGAUGUUGCGGAUGUGCCAAUAGAAUCUGACUCUCAGACAGAGGAUUUAACCAUAUAA